AUGGACUGGUUUUCUGUGCCUGCGCUCCUAACUUGGCUGCUUCUUCAGGUGGUCUGGAGUCAGCCUGCUUCGGAGACAACUGAAAUAGAUGUAGAUGGAGGAAUUGAUCAAGAUAUCUUUGACAUCAAUGAAGCUUUAGGACUAGACCUUUUUGAGGGAGACAUCAAACUUGAUGGGAUGCAGGAACGAAACUCCAUCAUUGGUGACAACUAUCGGUGGCCCCACAUUAUCCCCUACGUCCUUGAUGAUAGCUUGGAAAUGAAUGCUAAGGGGCUCAUCCUCAAGGCAUUUGAACAGUAUCGACUAAAAACCUGUAUUGACUUCAAACCUUGGGAAGGGGAGAUGAAUUACAUAUCUGUGUUCAAAGGAAGUGGCUGCUGGUCCUCAGUGGGAAACCGCCAAGAGGGGUUGCAGCAGCUCUCCAUCGGAGCCAACUGUGACAGGAUCGGGACAAUCCAGCACGAGUUCCUGCACGCCCUGGGAUUCUGGCAUGAGCAGUCACGGUCCGACCGGGAUGACUAUGUGUCCAUCAUCUGGGACAGGAUUCAGUCUGGUAAAGAUCAUAAUUUCGAAAAAUACGAUGAUAAAACAUCAGACUCCCUGAAUGUUCCCUAUGACUAUACUUCUGUGAUGCACUAUAGCCAAAAUGCAUUCAGGAAUGGAACGGAACCCACCAUUGUCACUAACAUACCAGACUUCAUGGAUGUAAUAGGACAGCGAAUGGAUUUCAGUGAUUAUGAUCUCCAGAAACUGAACCGGCUGUACAAUUGCUCCUCCUCCCUAAGUUUCAUGGACACAUGCAGUUUUGAACUUGAAAAUAUAUGUGGCAUGAUUCAAAGUUCGGAUGAUAAUAGUGAUUGGCAGCGUUUGUCUCAGGUUCUUGCUGGGCCGAAUACUGAUCACACUAAUAUGGGAGAAUGCGAAGAUUCUGGCUACUUCAUGCAUUUCAACACCAGUGCUGGAGCAGAGGGAAGCACAGCUAUCCUGGAGAGCCGAAUUCUGUAUCCCAAAAGGGGCUUUCAGUGCUUACAAUUCUAUUUCUACAACAGCGGUCAUGAAAGCGACCAUCUGUAUGUCUGGGUCAGGGAGUAUACUUCAGCCCAUCCGAACGGUACUUUGAGACUCAUUGAAGAGAUAAAAGGUUCACCUGCGAGUUACUGGCAGCUCCAUCACGUUUCUUUGAAUGUCACAAGUAAAUUUAGGGUUGUGUUUGAAGGCAUGAAAGGAAGUGGCUUAUCAAAUGGAGGCCUCUCUAUUGACGACAUCAACUUGUCAGAAACUCAGUGUCCCCACCACGUCUGGCAUAUCAGAAAUUUCACACAUCUCCUCAACACAAGUCCAGCAGGGACAGCAGGAAGAAUAUACAGUCCACCUUUUUACUCUAGUAAAGGAUAUGCUUUUCAGGUCGGCUUGUAUGUAAAUGGUACCACUGAUAACCCAUUUAAUUUAGCAAUGUACUUGCACUUGAUUUCUGGAGCAAAUGAUGAUCAUUUACCAUGGCCCUGUGCAUGGCAACAAGGUACCAUGAUUCUGCUCGACCAGCAUCCUGAUAUUCGUCAACGGAUGUCAAACCAAAGAAGUAUAACAACUGACCCCCUGACAUUAUCAGAUUCCUCAUCAACUUAUUUUUGGGAUAGGCCAGAUAAAGUGGGAUCCAUAGCAUCUUUUCCUAAUGGAACUACAUUCAUGAGAGGUCCGGGAAGUGGAACAAGUGCAUUUUUAACUCAUCAGAGACUUAGAAGCCGCAACUUUAUUAAAGAAGAUGGUGUUUAUGUUCUUUUAACAAUGGAAGAUAUAUCGCAUCUACUAUCAACUCAGCCAAGUGUCUCACCCACCUUUAUUAUGAAUACAACCAGUGCCAACACCAUCAAACCUACCUCUAACACCACUGCCCCCACUGAGCCUACCACUAGGUCUACUACCACCACAACACCUGUCACAACAGUCUCUGUCACCCUGACCGAAGAGCCCGAGACAGAGGUUCCGGAUUCCUGUCCAGACAACCCUUGUGAAAAUGAUGGUGUCUGUGUUAUUGUAGAUAGAGCACCAGUAUGCAGAUGUCCAGCAGGUGACAACUGGUGGUACAUGGGAGAAAAGUGUGAAAGGAAAGGCUCAACUCAAGAAAAUACUAUAAUAGCUGUUUCUUCAACCAUAGCUGUAUUUGUUGUAAUGCUUAUUGUCACUAUUACAACUGCAGUGUGCCUUAAAAAGAAAUACAAGCAAGGAAAGGAAAAUAGGGAGAGCCUGACUCUAGAAGAGAAUAAAACAUCCUUCUGAAGAUAAUGCAAACAAGCAUCAAAGACACAAGAUGAACAUCACUGGAAAACCACAACUACAUCAUCAUUCUUUCUGUUACUUUUAUCUCAACCAUCAUGAUAAAGGUUUGUAAAGUCUGGAAAAUAGUUCAUCAUCUGGAUAAAAUACUGUGCUAAAGUCA
Molecule: messenger RNA, 2437 nt
Organism: Gavia stellata (red-throated loon)
Lineage: Eukaryota; Metazoa; Chordata; Aves; Gaviiformes; Gaviidae
Gene: MEP1B
Product: meprin A subunit beta
Exons: 15
Coding region: 1-2277 (758 amino acids)
Biological process (GO): proteolysis
Cellular component (GO): membrane
Molecular function (GO): metalloendopeptidase activity; protein binding; zinc ion binding
Source: RefSeq, a predicted model, not a curated record